CCUCUAUCUGCUACGCCAGACCCUGCUUCGAAGUCAACCUCUGGAACACGACUCGGUUCUCGGAAAGCUCGCACCACGCUCCCAGCCCUCCCCUCGCCAGGCUCUUCCAAAACCAAGAAGAUUACUACACCCGACAGGCCGGCAAUGGACUGGAGGGCUCACCUCGCUUCGCAAUCGAGCGAUUGCGGCGAGAUGUACUGGAAGGCUCUAAUUCAAACAAACGAAGGAGGAUAUAGUUUAUGGAUAUUUGGCUGCACGAGAUGCGACAAAUGCUGUGUAUGCUAUGACCCGUUGGUAUUCGCGGUUUGA
Molecule: messenger RNA, 309 nt
Organism: Pisolithus orientalis
Lineage: Eukaryota; Fungi; Basidiomycota; Agaricomycetes; Boletales; Pisolithaceae
Exons: 1
Source: RefSeq, a predicted model, not a curated record